Gavialis gangeticus (Gharial) is the source of this 2516-nucleotide messenger RNA. RefSeq names its product chromosome unknown C11orf74 homolog (gene IFTAP). The transcript is spliced from 6 exons. Lineage: Eukaryota; Metazoa; Chordata; Crocodylia; Gavialidae. Gene Ontology annotation, molecular function: intraciliary transport particle A binding. Gene Ontology annotation, cellular component: 9+0 non-motile cilium; cytosol. Gene Ontology annotation, biological process: spermatogenesis; acrosome reaction. The coding region runs from base 329 to 1024 and encodes 231 amino acids. The record is from RefSeq and is a predicted model, not a curated record.
UGGAAUAACUGUGUCUUUGAUCUGGCUAAUGACCUUUCAUGGGUAAACUCCUGUGCUAGUUUAGAGUCCUAUUGAAGGGUUCAGGAGCAUCAGAAAGAACAAACUCUUGGCGUUGUAAUGCUAACCCGCCUUGUGAAAGUUAGAGAACUUGUUUUUGUAGUCUAAAAAUAAAACCCAAACAAAUCCUCAAACUCCCUAAACUCCAAUUUGUUUUCUUCCUGUAGAAAAAAAAGAAGUCUUAAAGUCACACUGUUUACAGCUUUCCUUUUUUAUUGCAGAUGAAGCCUGUCACAACUGAUAUGCCUGUUUGACUGUCAGGGUUGUGAACAUGGAAAAGCAACCAUUAAACAGCAUCCUUGAUCAGUUUAUCAAUAGCCAUGAGCAGACAUAUGAAGAGUUUCUAGGCACGUUCACUUAUCUUUUGAAAGAUGAAGUAGAGAAGAAAUCCCAAGCAUCUGAAGUGGAUUCUUUAGAAAAGACAUUUUCCAUUCUUGAGUUACCAAACAUGAAUAAAGAGAGCAUCUUACGUGCAAGAAGUGAAGAAUCAUUAGUAUCUCUCUCAUCACAGCCUUUGGAGGAAGAUCAGGUAGUGAUGAGUGAAGGCAUGAAAGUUGGCUUCUCUAAGAAAUGUGAUCUCAGUUUGACCAGAAGAGUGAAGGUGGAUAAUUACUUAGCUUUGGAAGAUUUUGACACUGAUGAAGAAUCUGGUCAAGAGAAAUGCAUUGGGUCAUUGGUGCUUCCAGGAGAAGUGGAACAGACAGUGGCAGGCUAUACACCUUACUCUGAUCACACCACUCAUCUAAAGGUCAAGGUCUUAGCAGUUACACAGCCAUCAAAUAAUAAAACACAAGAGUUCCAGCUACUUGGGGAUGAAGUUUAUCCAUUCUCCCUUGAUGAAGAAUUUGACUAUGACAAUGUGGCAUUGACUCCAAAGUUCUCUGAAGCUGAGAUGAAGUCCAUGAUAGAUCUGUCUGAACAGAAGAAAAGGAGAAUAGACCUCAAGUCAGUACUAUCUGAAGACUGAGUCAGAUAUGCUUUGCAUUGUUUAUCUGUGGAUUAAUGUUUUUUAAGGAGAAAAUCUAGGUCCCUCUUCUGUAUUCAUAGAAGGCUGUUUGGCUGUGGAAUCAGGAUAGUUCUGUCAGAGAACCUGAGCUAUGUUCAUACAAUCUAUGCAGCUGGAUGCACCGAAGUAGCUGCUACACAUUAUUAUUUAGAUAUACUACUAUACUGCUUAGGAGUUCCACACAUAGUGAUAAGCCAUCUACAAACGAACAAAAAGAUGGUCCCUUUGUUCAAAUUGCUUACAAUUAUAGCAUUGCAGCUGCACAGACAACAAAGGAGGAUUCCUUUCUCUCUCCUUUCCUUUACAUUUAUGUAUAAAGACUUGCUUAUGUCCUCAGUUGGAUGCUGAAAUUUGGAUUUACCCCUAAAUGUACAUGAUUCCUGCAUAUAUCAAUUGCUUUUAAAUGACUUAUUUGGGUCUUUGGCCCCACUUGCAGCUGCUUUGUUCCUGUCACCUAACAGCACAAAACACAACAGUGCCUAUAAGGGCAGCCAAGGAUUCCCUUGUUGAAACCUGCACUGCUCUAGACUGGAGCUGUCCAACUCCUGAGCAGCUAGGGGCUCUAUGCAGUGGGUUCCCCCAUCCUGUGAGCCCUCCAGACCUCAGGGCUGUGCCACCCCCAACCCCAAGGGACAUGUUGCAGAAGCUGGAGGAGGGAGAGGGAUCUCAGAUACCAGUGACAGCAGCAGUCAGAGAGAUGUGGGGAGUGAUGGCUGCAAAUUAGACAUCCCUCGUCAAGAUUAUUUUUGUUGAAAUUAUAGUUCCUUAGGGCCAUUAUUGGUUGCUGGGAGUCAGAGCAGCUCUCAGGCUAUUUCAGCUAACAUUUGGUACUACCUUUUCCUUUCAGCCAGCCCCUCCAUGGUUUCAGAGUUACCUCAGAGUUUGUUCUGGCAGAGGAUUCAGUCUUUAAUUUAUUUCUCUAACAUAAGAUUUAAAGGUACAGGAUCAAUGAUUAAAUGCAAGGAAGAUUUUUAGAUUCUCACUGUGGCCUCAAUUCCACAGAAUAGUAAGUAUUCCUGUGCUUUUGGUAAAAUUCUUCCUGAAGCUUCUCUGAAUUAAAUUGGUAAAACUCAUAUUUUUUGCCAGAAAAAUGUCUUCAGAGAAAAGAAACAGGUGGUAGUGAUCUCAGCCAUUACAGAUGCUUGGCUGGCAAGAAUUUAGACUGUAAAUACUGCUUUAUUUUAUAUUUCUAUAUUUUUUAAUUCAGAAAAUUGUUAUGAGCUGUUUCACAAGUGGCAUAUUAGCACCAUUUGAAAUUCAGCAGCUUCUGGGAAGAUGAACGAAAAGUGUAGCUCCCAGGCUAAGUACAGAGAGUCAAAAUGCCUGAGGCUGAAUUGAUUCAAUCUUCCUAGGUUACUCUAAAUUGCACAGAUUGAGCCAAUAAGCAAGUGAACAGGCAUUCACUUCCAAUUCUGGAAACGCAGCCACAUGCCUGCAGUGGACCAAGACAGAA